This is a messenger RNA of Cydia pomonella (codling moth), 1500 nucleotides long. It is a transcript of the gene Agpat2, whose product is annotated as 1-acyl-sn-glycerol-3-phosphate acyltransferase alpha. Gene Ontology annotation, molecular function: 1-acylglycerol-3-phosphate O-acyltransferase activity. The transcript has 9 exons. The coding region runs from base 281 to 1105 and encodes 274 amino acids. Gene Ontology annotation, biological process: phosphatidic acid biosynthetic process. NCBI's taxonomy places the organism in Eukaryota, Metazoa, Arthropoda, Insecta, Lepidoptera, Tortricidae. Gene Ontology annotation, cellular component: endoplasmic reticulum; membrane. The record is from RefSeq and is a predicted model, not a curated record.
GCGGCCACAAUCAGUCACAUUAGUCAGUCGUCGGCUGUUGAUUUUAGUACACGUGAUAGGUACAAUCAUCGCGACGAAUGUGCGUAAACUCGUCACUUACUUAGUUUAUUAUUUGUUUUUGACGGAAUAAGGAUCUCAGUUUGUACAGGCGAUGUCGCUUGGCAAGAUUGUUCCUUAGGUCAAGCAAAGCUGAUUUGGUACCAAAAGGGGAUUCUCUCCAGGUCCAAUCUAUAUAUUUCUUCCUGCUCUUAGCAGCUAGUAGCUACGCACCAGCCCCAAGAUGUCGGCAUUCAACGUUGUGCUGGGGUGCGUGAUGGCGCUGUUGAUAAUCUUGUUUACAACAAGCGCUAUCGCCCGAUAUUAUAUUAAGUUUGUACUUUUUGUGAUCGCCGCAGUUAUUUUUGCGACAGCUCCACUACCUCUGAUGCUGUUUAGACCGUUCAACCCGAAAAAUGCUUUAAUUCCAGCAGCUCUUCUAAGAUGGACAGCAAGGCUACUUCUUGGCAUCCGAUUUGAAGUGCGAGGUCUGGAGAACAUUGAUAACUCGAGGGGCACGGUGGUCCUCCUAAAUCACCAGAGCUGCCUCGACCUUUAUGUGUUGGCGGUCCUGUGGCCGCUGAUGGCACGCUGCACGGUCAUCUCCAAGCGCACCAUGCAGUAUUUGGUGCCGUUUGGAACCGCUGCUUGGAUGUGGGGCACGGUGUUCAUCGACCGGGGUUCCCGUUCGGCGCACGAUGCCCUUAACGUACAAGCAACGGCUGUCAAGGAACAGAAGCGUAAACUGCUCCUGUUCCCCGAGGGCACCCGGCAUAGCGGUGACAAGCUGCUUCCUUUCCGCAAGGGCGCUUUCCACGUGGCCAUGGAUGCCGGAGCUCCCAUACAGCCGGUGGUCGCCUCCAAGUACCACUUCCUAGACGACAAGCGGCACAAGUUUGGAUCAGGAGACGUUAUUGUGACUAUAUUGCCGAUGGUUGAAACGAGCGGCAUGACCAAAGAUGACCUCUCUUUGUUAAUAGAAAAGACUCAAAUUGAAAUGCAGGAUACCUUUACACGUACGUCGGCAGAGACGCUAGCUCGACACGCGUCAAAACAACACGCUGAUUAAAACAUGGGUGUUUCAUAUUUAGGUACCUAAUAUUUUUACAAGAGCGCCAAAGCUGUGAUAGCAUGAACAUUUUAUCUUCAGGUCAUGAUAGGGUUAUUCAAUAGGGUAAAUUUAAGUAUUGUGAUAACUUAUUAAAUUAUUUAAAAAAUCUUGAGUUUUUAAUACGAAAUGAAAGUACCUUUUUACAUCAUAAAAUUAUUUUAUUAAAAGAUUUCACUUUACGAAAAUAUGUGACUUUACACAUUUCAUUUUUUUUGGUUCAAUCAAAUACAGAUACAAGUACAGUUGCUCAGGUUGUGGUAACAUAGUUUGAAUUACAUAGCAGUAUGGUAUCAAUACAAAAUAAGUAAUUGAUAAAAUCGUUUUUGAAAUAUUCUAUAAUAAAGGCAGACUUA